Messenger RNA from Drosophila bipectinata, 627 nucleotides. RefSeq names its product RING-box protein 1-like. NCBI's taxonomy places the organism in Eukaryota, Metazoa, Arthropoda, Insecta, Diptera, Drosophilidae. The record is from RefSeq and is a predicted model, not a curated record. Gene Ontology annotation, molecular function: zinc ion binding; cullin family protein binding; ubiquitin protein ligase activity. Gene Ontology annotation, cellular component: nucleus; cullin-RING ubiquitin ligase complex. Gene Ontology annotation, biological process: ubiquitin-dependent protein catabolic process; protein ubiquitination.
GUCUGGAAAUGUUACAAUUUCAGUUGAAACAGAGACUCUAAGGUGAACACACCAUUCAGAAAAUUCCAUAAAUAGUUUAUCAAAUUUUCUAAGCCAAAAAAUCCGCCAAAAAGUCUCUGAUAUUAUUGCGAUAACAAUAAGCUUAAAUCUCUGAAGCCAUGGAUGACAAGGAGGAACUGAUGGAUACUGAGGAGGACGAGCAGACCACAGAAUCUACCACGGAUGUGGAUGAGAAUCAGGAUGAAAAUGAAGAGCAGUCUGAAGAGCAGUCUGAAGAGCAAUUGAAGAAUCAAGACUCUCUUCCAAGCACAAGCCAAGAAGCACCUGUAAAACGCUUCGAGGUGAAAAAAUGGAAUGCGGUGGCCCUAUGGUCUUGGGACAUCGUAGUGGACAACUGCGCUAUAUGCAGGAAUCAGAUUAUGGAUCUGUGCAUCGAAUGCCAGGCCGUUGCCUGGAACACUUCCAAGGAGGAGUGCACUGUGGCAUGGGGGGCGUGCAACCACGCCUUCCAUUUUCACUGUAUCUCGCGGUGGCUGAAGUCCCGCCAGGUCUGCCCACUGGACAACCGUGAGUGGGAGUUCCAGAAGUAUGGUGAAUAGGCUGGAGUCUUUAUAAAGGAGAUCCUAC